AUUGUCGGUGUUAUUUCAACGAGCAUUAAAUAAUCAGUUCUUUUUUAAUUAUUAAAGUGAUUAUUAAAUUAAUUAAAUUGAUAAAAUAGUCGAUUAAAACUGUUACUUUUGGACGAAGAAAAGAUUGAUUAAAGAAAAGAGCAUGCGUUAAGUGGCUACUCUCAUUUUCCUUUUUUUCUUGUUCUUGUUUUCAUUUCGGUUUAGUUGAACACUUACUUUUUAUUUGAUUGUUACAAUCAAUUUACCUUCAUGUUCACAUUUUCUUUUUUUUUAAUUGUGAUUCUAAAUGCAAUUCAAAGUGAUAAUCUUUCUGCCAACAUUUUAACCAAAAUUUUCUAUUCACCAAACACGGCGAACAACAAAAAGCAAACCAACCUCCAUUUUGUUGAUUCUAAAAUUGUGAUCUCUUUCUUGUUCUUUUCUUAUUCUUUUCUCUUGUUACAUAAUAAUCUAUAUAUUGGAUAACAUUGAAGAUACAUCAACAAUCACAACCAAAGGUCUUCACCUUUUUCUCUCUCUCUCUAUAAAUAUUAUCGACCUUUUAUCGACACAAACAAGAACCAACAAAAAAAAGUGGUUAUGUUCACCUUGAUCACUACAAUCUUAAUGUUCUGUUGACAAUCAUCUGAACCUCCAUCAUCUUUACCCUAUCAUCGUCUUCAUCAUCAUGUCCAUCUCAAAGGAUGAUGAGAUUGGUGUCAAUUCUAGGAUAGUUAAAAAAGGAAUCUUAUGGCAACAAAAUGGUUCCAGAAAAGGAUUUAAGAACAUUUUUAAACAUAAAUGGAAACAACGUUAUUUUAUUCUUACCAAUAGUUACAUUGCCUGUUUUAAGAAAAAGAAAAGUAAAAUCUGUGAGAUGGGAUUGUUUCUAUUUAAAUUGUCUCUCACAGAGAUUAAAUCAGUUACCAUGAUCAAUGAUACCCUUAAUAUUAACGCUGAUUCAAUAAUCUUAUGGGAUGGAGAUAAUUCAUUAAUCAUUGAUUGGUUUAAUUGUAUCAAUGAUGCCAAAAAUAGUUGCCUCAAGCGAACCUCAUCAAAUAGUUCACUAAUUAACAGUAAAUCAACACCAGUUCUUGAUACCAAACGUCUAAACCGAAUUUCAGUUUUAUCUGCAUAUGAACGUCGUCUAUCAUCAAUAUCAUCCUCCUCUUCAUCAUCUCACCUUCUUCCAGAUCCACCAACUUUCCCUCGUCUUGCACCACAAUGUAAAGGUGUAAUUAACAGUUCAUCCUCGCACUUCAAUACAACCGGUCCACCAGCCUACCAUUUGAAACCAUGUCCUUUCACCUUAUCCAUAUCACCUUCACUUACACAGCGAUCACUUUACGCCCAGAAGAUACUUUCAUCAACCUCAUCACCCAAUCCAACACCAACCCACUCGAAGUUUUUUCGUCCCUUUAAAUCAUCUUUAACCUCAACAACAUCAUCAUCAUUCCUACAUUAUGCCACUCAACCAAGGUUACAAUCUUCAUCUAAUCUUAAAUCAGCUGCAUCAGAAUUUUCAUUCAUCUCAUUAAGUUCAACUGGUGCAUCUCAAGCAUCAGCACAGGCUAAAGCACAACAACAACAACAACAACAGCAACAACAACAAACACAAGUACUACAGUCAACACCUCAACGUCACUUAAUUAAUUCACAUUCAACUUUACACCAAACUUUACUUCACCAAACACUUUCAAGACACACACCUUCACUGCCAUCAUCUUCUGGUGGACCUCCGUCAUCAUGUCCCUCCGAUUCACCGAGAUUUUUAUCCUCUUCACAAAGUCCUUCUCAUCAUGGUUCUUUUGAUUCAGAUUCACCACCACCACCGCCAGUUCCACCUCCACGAAUUGGUACAACUGAUCGAAGGAUUCGUCCUUGCUCAUAUUAUAUCGAAGCUGCGAAUACCUCAUCAAGCUAUUCUUCAAGUUCCUCCACAUCGGCUGGAACAACAACUUCCAUGACAUUGCCAUCCCAUAAUAGGAAAACAUCACCUCUGGUAGAUAAUUUAAAAACUAGUAAUAACAACACCUUAAAUAAUCACAAUCAUCAUCACCAUCACCUUAACAACAUUAUCAACAAUGAGAAUAAUAAUAAUAAUAAUAAUAUGAACACAUUGAAAUCAGGGACAACCAAGAAAAAAUCUCGAAUGGUUCGUAUCAUUGAAAAUUCAAGUCGACCUUUUCGUUGAUUAAUUUUUAGUCAAAUUAGCGAGAUAAUCAUUUGUAAUUAUCAACGAGAUUAAGAUUUAUAUAGUUUCAGCUUGAUUGUAGUCGAGAACAGGAAAGUAACAAAUCCUGUCGCACUUUCUUGGAUUAAUGACAUUUGGAUUAAGUUACCUUAACGGUACGAGAAAUGAAAGCAUUAAGAAUAUCUAAUAACAUCAAUACCUCGUACUAGUGCCAAGCUUUCAUAUUUACCACCUCCCACUCCUCAUCAGACACUCACAUACACACACUCUCUCAUCCACUACGAGAUUAAGUCAACUUAGAAAGUGAGAUGAUGUUUGAAACCAAAAGAAAUGGAGGAAAAGAGGAGAUGAUGAUUUUCCAAUGCCAAUGAAUUUUGAUCUCUUCGAAUCUUUUUGUACAUUUUACAUUGAAAUUUAUGUAUACACAACAACAAGCCACUCGACUUAUACACUCACUCACUUGCACAUUACCAAGUUUUUGCAAUCUUUUUUGUUGGCCAUCUUUCAUUAUUUAUUUGUUAUUAGUAUUAUCAUGAAAUUCAGUAUGGAAAGUGAAAGGAAUCAAUUAACUGACCACUUCCAAUGGAUUAAAUGGAUUAUCUGUGAAAAAUUUGUUCCAACUUAUGGAUUAACUUUUUUUUUCUUCUCUCUUUCCUUUUCUAUUUCCUCCUUUUCCCAUUUCCUCUUCCUUUUAUCAUGUAAUGUUGAAAUAUUCUGAAUCUACCUUAUUCUUUCUUUGUUAAUGUGUCUCCUCAUCCAACCUUCACCCACUCAAAUCCUUCGGUGUUGAUCAAGGGUAAAAUUCAAUUUACGUACUUACCUUUUUGAUUUGUAAUUCUAGUUCAUCAUUAUGUUCAAUCAUCUGUUUCUUCAAUCAUGUUUCAUGAGAAAUUCUCAGAUUCCCUCUUUCAGAGCGCAACUAAAACAAUAGUCAACCCCUUGUUUCAACUUCCGUUUCCAAGUUAUCUUCUUUAUCCGUUUUAUCAUCUUCCUCAUCAUCUUGAUUAUCAUCAUUUUCAUCUCUCUCUCUCACUUUCAGGCAAAACAAACAAACUGAAACCAAAACUCACUCAAUUUGUGUCAUAAUAACAAUGUAGCAAGAAAGAAAUCAACAAACCAAGGCAGCCAAACAAGCAUAAUAACAUUUCCAUCACCAAUCUCCUUUUCAUAGAUUUGUUUCCCUCCGUAUUAUCAAUUUCAUCUCCAUUGAUUCAGCUAACCAUCUCUCUCUCAUCACCCACAGUCCAUGAUGAAAAUGAUGAUUACAAAAGAUGAAACUCUGGAACAUCAAUGAGGAAAAAAAUGUCAACCUCAAAGACAAAAAUCAUUUCAUCUUCAUUAUUGGUAAAAAUACUAAACAAAAAAAAACGAGACCAAGUAAACUCUUUUUUCAUCCUCAUCUUUCACUCUUUCUGCUCAUACUCAUCCCACCAUCAUCAUCAUCACCCUCUCUCUCACACUCACUCACUCACUCGCCCACACCAUCAGAAUUGACCCUUGCAAAUUAAAUCACAAGGAGGAAGUAACUAGGAAAAGUUAUAUUAAUGUACAAAUGUAACCUCUUUUUUUGUGUAUAUAAAUUGAUGUAUAAAAACAAAGACAAACCAAAAUAAUAAUAACACUAAAUGAAAUUAAAUCACUUGAAAA
Molecule: messenger RNA, 3820 nt
Organism: Panonychus citri (citrus red mite)
Lineage: Eukaryota; Metazoa; Arthropoda; Arachnida; Trombidiformes; Tetranychidae
Product: ras guanine nucleotide exchange factor P-like
Exons: 2
Coding region: 668-2173 (501 amino acids)
Source: RefSeq, a predicted model, not a curated record